Nicotiana tabacum (common tobacco) is the source of this 624-nucleotide messenger RNA. RefSeq lists its product as uncharacterized. NCBI's taxonomy places the organism in Eukaryota, Viridiplantae, Streptophyta, Magnoliopsida, Solanales, Solanaceae. The record is from RefSeq and is a predicted model, not a curated record.
AUGGCUAAGAACGUGGUGUUUGCUCGUUUGUACGAGGAGCUCGAGGGCAAAGGCGGGGACAAGAGGUUGUACUGGUUGGCCAAGGUGAGGGAGAGGAAAGCCCGCGGCUUAUACCAAGUCAAGUGCAUCAAGGACGAGGAUGGAAAAGUGUUGAUGGACGAGGCGCUCAUUAGGAAAAGAUGGCAGACAUACUUCUAUAAACUGUUGAAUGAGGAGGGGGAUAGACGCAUUGUGCUGGGUGAGUUGGAGCACUCUAAGAGUCGGGGGAUUCUGGGUAUUGUUUGGGAGAGGGUGGUGGAGGCCAGGGUGAGGAGGUGCAUAUCUAUUUUCGAGAAUCAGUUUGGAUUCAUAUCGGGGCAUUCGACUACGGAAGCGAUUCAUCUAGUAAGGAGAUUACUGGAACAGUAUAGGGAGAGGAAGAAGGAUUUGCAUAUGGUGCUUAUUGACCUUGCGACAGCAUACGAUAAAGUUCCGAGGGAGGUCCUGCAGAGGUGUUUGGAGGUUAGCAGUAUUCCGUUAGCGUACAUUAGGGUGAUUAAGGAUAUGCAAGAUGAUGCUAAGACUCGGGUGAGGACUGUGGGUGGUGACUCAGAGCAUUUCCCUGUGGUGAUGGGGUUGCACUAG